Salvia hispanica is the source of this 2016-nucleotide messenger RNA. It is a transcript of the gene ASN2, whose product is annotated as asparagine synthetase 2. Gene Ontology annotation, cellular component: cytosol. Gene Ontology annotation, molecular function: asparagine synthase (glutamine-hydrolyzing) activity. The record is from RefSeq and is a predicted model, not a curated record. NCBI's taxonomy places the organism in Eukaryota, Viridiplantae, Streptophyta, Magnoliopsida, Lamiales, Lamiaceae.
UCCAUUUCUAACCGCUGCUGCCUCGCGCUUUCUCUGUUAUCUCUCUCUCUAUCUUUGAGCCUCCUUUUCAAAGAGGAGGCAUCGGCAAGCAGAUACACUACAUACAUAUAUAGAGGAAGAGAAGCAGCUUACAGCAAACACGCGCAACUAUGUGUGGAAUUCUAGCUGUGUUUGGCGUUGCUGACAACUCCCAGAAGAAACGCUCCAGGAUUAUUGAGCUGUCGUCAAGGUUGCGACACAGAGGACCUGAUUGGAGUGGGUUGCACCACCAUAAGGAUUGUUAUCUUGCUCAUCAGCGUUUAGCUAUUGUUGAUCCUGCCUCCGGGGAUCAACCUCUGUACAACGAAGACAAAACAAUUGUCGUGGCGGUUAAUGGAGAAAUAUACAACCAUAAAGAACUAAGGGAGAAACUGAAGUCUCAUCAAUUCAGAACUGGUAGUGAUUGUGAAGUUAUAGCCCAUUUAUAUGAAGACUAUGGAGAAGACUUUGUGAAUAUGUUAGAUGGAAUGUUUUCUUUUGUGCUUCUUGACACACGUGAUAACAGUUUUAUUGCUGCUCGGGAUGCCAUUGGUAUUACACCACUCUAUUAUGGCUGGGGUCUUGACGGAUCUACUUGGUUUGCUUCAGAAAUGAAAGCUAUAAGUGAUGAUUGUGAGCGGUUCAUGACUUUUCCUCCUGGACAUGUAUACUCAAGCAAAACUGGAGGGGUACAAAGAUGGUACAACCCACCAUGGUGGAACCCAGCGUCCCCCAUACCUUCAGGACCUUAUGAUCCCCUUGUACUGCGACAGGCCUUUGAGAAGGCUGUUAUCAAGAGACUUAUGACGGAUGUACCAUUUGGUGUUCUUCUAUCUGGUGGACUUGACUCAUCUCUUGUUGCUUCGGUUGCUUCCCGCUAUUUGGCAGAUUCAGCAGCCGCACAAUGGGGGUCACAAUUGCAUACAUUUUGUGUGGGGUUAAAGGGUUCUCCUGAUUUGGGAGCUGCCAGAGAAGUGGCAGAUUACCUUGGUACUCGUCACCAUGAGUUCCAUUUCACAGUGCAGGAAGGAAUAGAUGCAUUAGAGGAGGUCAUAUAUCAUAUUGAGACCUAUGAUGUAACUACAAUCAGGGCCAGUACGCCAAUGUUUCUCAUGUCUCGGAAAAUCAAAUCACUGGGAGUAAAGAUGGUACUUUCCGGUGAAGGAUCUGAUGAAAUAUUUGGAGGUUAUCUGUAUUUUCACAAGGCGCCCAACAAGGAGGAGCUUCACCAUGAAACAUGUAGAAAGAUCAAAGCUCUUCAUCUUUAUGACUGUUUGAGAGCUAACAAAUCAACUUCCGCAUGGGGUGUUGAAGCUCGUGUUCCCUUCUUAGACAAGGAAUUCAUCAAUGUUGCAAUGGGUAUCGAUCCAGAAUGGAAAAUGAUAAGACCCGAUCUUGGAAGAAUUGAGAAGUGGGUUCUACGCAAUGCAUUUGAUGAUGAGCAGAGUCCAUAUUUGCCAAAGCACAUUUUGUACAGACAGAAAGAACAGUUCAGCGAUGGCGUUGGAUACAGCUGGAUUGAUGGUCUGAAAGACCAUGCUGACCAACAGGUUACAGACUCGAUGCUAGACAAAGCUAGUUUCGUCUACCCUGAGAAUACUCCAACUACAAAAGAGGCAUACCUUUACAGGACUAUCUUCGAGCGCUUCUUCCCUAAGAACUCUGCGAGAUCUACUGUGCCAGGUGGUCCAAGCGUGGCGUGCAGCACUGCAAAGGCUGUGGAGUGGGAUGCAGCAUGGUCCAAGAAUCUGGACCCCUCCGGUCGAGCAGCCCUCGGUGUCCACGCCUCUGCAUACGACAGCAACGGGAAGACAGCUGCUCAGUAAAAACACCAUUCACUACUGCCUGUUUAUGCUCCAUCUGUUUGUGGACUAUAUCUUGUCUAUUGUUAUCACUAUUAAGUAAUGCAUGCUACUACUAUCUAAAUAAGUUUUCUUUGACAGUUCUAUCCAUGUCUGUGUAUGACAAAAUUAAUAAAUUGGCAGUGUUCAUUUUGUA